AUGAACGACCACCACCACCGUCAGCAGCAGCAGCAGCAGCGCAGCGGAGGAAGUACUCACGGUCCGCAGGAGCAGCAGCAGCAGCAACGCACAGUCGGCAGGGGUUUCGCGGUGGCCGCCGAACAGCCGCAGGAGCAUCAGCAGCGACCAGCACUUGCAGCCGAGGAGGACGAGGAGCAGCAAGGCGAGGAACGGCAGCUAGCGGCUCCGCACGCCCAUCGUUCUCGCCCGGCUGUGGCCGAACGGGAGAAGGAGGAACGGGAGGGCGACGACGGUCGUCGUCCUGCUGCUGCUGUCGCCACCCCCACAGCUAGUCGUCGCCGGUCGCGCGCCGUCCUCGUGCCAGCUGCCGGCGGAAGUGGGGGCCGAAGCGGAGAAGGCGGUAGUGAGGAAGGUGCCGGCAGUAGUAGUAGUAGUAGUGUCGGAGGAUCGAAGCGUCGCAGCACCAGAGCGUCCGCAGCGCAGCGUCACAGCAGUAGCGUCACAGCAGCGGCGGCUCCCGUGGACAGUGGUGAGGCAGUGCACCGUCAGCCCGACGAUACUGGCACGGUGAGCCGGCCAGCACGCUCGUCGUCCUCAGCUCCAGCCACUUCGAGCUCGUCCGGCGGCGCUGCGCCGACGUCGUUGCUGCGUCAGCACGGCUCGGGUGCAACAAAGACUCGGUGCAUCGCGCAGCCGGCGACCAAGGCGACGACGACGACGACGACGAAGAAGACGGGGAGAAACCGGCGACAGAACAGCACGGUGCAGUAG
Molecule: messenger RNA, 753 nt
Organism: Anopheles arabiensis
Lineage: Eukaryota; Metazoa; Arthropoda; Insecta; Diptera; Culicidae
Product: protein couch potato-like
Exons: 3
Coding region: 1-753 (250 amino acids)
Source: RefSeq, a predicted model, not a curated record